UCAUGUCCCCACCCCAGAGCGAACAAAAACAAAGAGUCCAACUGCACGCGCACUUGCACGAUCAUCCUCCCACUUUCCCCGGCCCCUCUUCCCCCCCAGUCCACGCCCCAUGCCGCCGUCGUCGCCGCCCGCCUGAUCCAAGCCAUGCCGCGCCACCACCGCCGCCGGAUCCUCCUCGAGUACGACGACGACCAUGGCGCCUGCGAUCCCUGGGUCGGCUGCCCCUCGCCUCCCUCCCCGCCUCCUCACACCUUCCCUCCAACCCCAACCCCCUCCCCCUCGCCUUCCGAUUGGUCAUUCCUGACCACCCCUCCCGUCCCGGCCUGCUCACCAGCCCCUUCCCCCGAUCGCCAGCCCGCCGCCGGCAGACGCAACCAGUGGGCAACCAACACCUACCCACCCACGACCGUCCCCGCGCCCGUCAGCGACGGCCACCACCGCCGCUUCGUCACCAACGUGCUCACCGCCGCCGCGGCCCUCGCGUUCCUCUCCCUGAUCCUCUUCGGCGUCUCGGUCGCCGUCCGCCGGCGGCAGGUACGGCGGCGGCGCAGGCAGGCCCUCCUCGCCCCGGCCCCGGCCGCGACCACCAACGACCCGGAGGGCGGCGGCGGGGGCGGCGUGGUGCACCACGUCUGGUACAUCCGGACCGUCGGGCUCGACGAGGCCGCGAUCGAGUCCAUCGCGGCGACGCGGUACCGCGCGGGGGCGCCCGGGCUCCUCGGCAAGGCCGACUGCUCCGUGUGCCUCGGCGAGUUCGCAGAUGGCGAGCUCCUGCGCCUGCUGCCCAAGUGCGGCCACGCGUUCCACGUCCCCUGCAUCGACACCUGGCUCCGCGCCCACGUCAACUGCCCGCUCUGCCGCUCCGACGUCAUCGACACCGCCGACACGCCCGCUGACGGAAUCGGCAUGGAAUCCAAUAUCAACACACCAGAUGAUCCAGUUGCGAACGCCAACGCCGCAGCCGAGCAAGUGGCUGUCGCGAGCGAUCCAACGCUGGAGCAGGAAGACGAAGACGACGACCAACAAGCUUUAAGCGUGGAAGAAGACCAGCACGAGCACCAACCCAGCUCGCCAGAGCCAUUGCCGCAGCCCCGGAAUAUGCGGCGCGCGGCUUCCAUGGACGCGGCAAUAGUCUCGGCCGCGGCAGAAGUCGCGGCGUUGGAUCGGCUGCCGGAGGCGCCCCCCGAAGGGGAGCAGAGCGACAGAGAAAAGGACCUGAGCACCGAGACGCCCGCGCCCGCCGCCGGUCCCCCGAGGUUCUUCUUCUCGCGGCACUGCCGUGCUCGGAGCUCUGUGCUGCCCUUGUGACGGCCGGCGCCACAGAGAUCCCCGACCUGAAUUUUGAUCUAGUGCUGCUAAUAACGUGCCGUCAUCAGUAGUGGCUCCAUGUGUGUAAUAUACUCCUCACUACCUGUAAUCUCAAAACCGACGAUUACAAGUUCAAACCCCGAAUGCAGUAAAAGAGAAAACUGCAAUCGAUAAGUUCAUGCAUGCGUAUUGCACAGUGUACAUGCUUUCGUUCUUCCCUGCAAAUUGGAUUCAUCAGGCUCACCAGUCCAAUUACCAUAUCAAGCCCGAUUUCUUGUUUUCGCUUUUGCUCUGAACUCUCUGAUGUUGCUGUCCCGUUCUCCUUCAAGUGCAAUUAAGAACAGAGAUCUUCCCAAAACAAGAAUAGAGAUACAGAGAUGUGGGAAGAUGAUGUUCUUCUGCGGGAAGCAGACAUUGCACUUUUGUCGGCUGGCGCUCUUUCUUUGUUUCACUCUACUGCUAUAAAAGGAUGGCAAAGUUUGUGCUAGUACAUACAUACAUUAGAAAUUGGACAAACCUUCAACA
Molecule: messenger RNA, 1833 nt
Organism: Lolium perenne
Lineage: Eukaryota; Viridiplantae; Streptophyta; Magnoliopsida; Poales; Poaceae
Biological process (GO): protein ubiquitination
Molecular function (GO): transferase activity
Source: RefSeq, a predicted model, not a curated record